Molecule: messenger RNA, 4707 nt
Organism: Cherax quadricarinatus
Lineage: Eukaryota; Metazoa; Arthropoda; Malacostraca; Decapoda; Parastacidae
Product: LIM zinc finger domain containing stck
Biological process (GO): positive regulation of integrin-mediated signaling pathway; positive regulation of substrate adhesion-dependent cell spreading; cell-cell adhesion
Cellular component (GO): cytoplasm; focal adhesion; cell-cell junction
Source: RefSeq, a predicted model, not a curated record
UGGGUGUUGUCUCCUCAGCUUGCUGCUUGUUUCACUUGUCUGGGAAAUUUUCACCAACAGUUAAUUUAUAUUGUUACAAGUAUCAUGUACAGAGACUUGUAAUAAAACUAUUAGUUUGCUUUUUGCUAGUGAUUUUAAGCUAAUCAGGUAUAGAGAUUUGCUGAUUAUCAUUAAUGUGAAAGUUUGUUUCACAAAAAUAUCAAAAUACUCUCUGAAGUAUUACAGAGAGCUGUUUUUAUAUUUCUUGAGAUCAAAAAAGUCAGUGGUGCAGUUAAGAAAAUGAAUGCAAGGAAAAGCAAGCUGGCCCUAGAAUUAGAGGGAAGUCGUUUGUAUAACCGCCGUAAAAAUUGGACCUUUCAUUCUGAUGAAAAUGCAGAUGCUACUAGCCCUCAGCCAUUGCAUCCUGCUAACUUUACCCCAAGCUCGGUUCAGCUACAUCUUGAGCAGGUUAAUCCUCUUCCAAAACCUCCAAGACAACAUGAUUCUGAAGCCACUGAUAAUGAUGACCGAAGUGAACCUUUCCCAGGCAAACGGGUAACAGAAAUGCUCACGCCAGAAUUAGAGAGAGAAUUUCGAAAUCAAUUCAUAGAAAAUCUUAACCUAGAAGAGGCAUUAAGUGAACGUCCUCCAAGUUUCACACCACCUGAGAGUCUUCACAUCAUGUCUCUGGGGUCCAUGACCUGCACUCGGUGCGGGGACGGCUUUGAACCCCAGGAGAAGAUCGUCAAUUCUAAUGGACAACUGUGGCACACUCAGUGCUUUGUAUGUGCACAAUGUUUCCGUCCAUUUCCUGAUGAUGUUUUCUACGAGUUUGAAGGCCGUAAAUAUUGUGAACAUGACUUCCAAGUUCUUUUUGCACCAUGUUGCAACAAGUGUAAUGAAUUCAUCAUUGGGAGGGUGAUCAAGGCCAUGAAUGCUAAUUGGCAUCCAAGAUGCUUUACUUGUGAGCUCUGCAGCAAGGAGCUAGCUGAUCUGGGAUUCAUCAGAAAUGCUGGACGAGCACUCUGUCACGAGUGCAAUGCUAGAGUCAAGGCACACUCCCAGGGCAAAUACAUGUGUCAUAAGUGCCAUUCAACAAUUGAAGGGCAACCUCUGAGGUGGCGUGGAGACACUUUCCAUCCAUACCACUUUAACUGUGCUUCUUGUGGCAAUGAAUUAACAGCUGAUGCCAGGGAGGUCAAGAGUCGUCCAGGGUACACAGCCAAUGAAAUGAAUGAGUUGUAUUGUUUACGCUGCCACGACAAAAUGGGUAUUCCUAUCUGUGGUGCAUGUCGUCGUCCCAUAGAAGAGCGAGUGGUGACAGCCCUUGGUAAACAUUGGCAUGUGGAGCACUUUGUAUGUGCCAAGUGUGAAAAGCCAUUCAUGGGGAAUCGCCACUAUGAAAGAAAAGGCAUGGCAUAUUGUGAAACUCAUUAUCAUGAGCUAUUUGGAAAUUUAUGCUUUGUAUGCAAUGCAGUUAUUUAUGGAGAUGUGGUGAUGGCCUUGAACAAAGCUUGGUGCAUUCAUCACUUUGCCUGUGCAGUUUGUGACAUUAAAAUGACACAGAAAACUAAGUUCUUUGAGUUUGACCAAAAACCAAUAUGCAAGAAGUGCUAUGAGAAGUUCCCACAGGAGUUAAAGAAACGCCUCAAGAAACAACACGAGAUCCAAGCCCGUGGUGGCAAACCAUUACCAUAAGUAUCAAUUUUUGAAGACUACUUGAUGUUGAAAUCUACCAGCUUUUCUUUGUAUAUCAGUGGUUAAAUAUACCAGCAAGUAUGUGAAUAAGACAAUGUGCAGUUUAUGACAUUUAUUGAGAAGUUUCAUCCCCAAGGACUUUAUUGGUGAAGUCUCCUGUAUGCAAAACGUCUUCUCAAUACAUGCCAUACACCACAUGGUGUCCUGUUUGCAUGUAGCUUUUUCUUGUAACAAUAAUAAUGUAAAUCGUAUCUAAUUCAAAAUAACUUGCUUAUUUGUCCCUAAAUCAUAGAAUAUUAAAUUUCAUAUUCUUUUGCCCGAGGGAUGCAAGUAACUUUGGGUUUAGAUUACCAGGUUUGGUACAUAAAUAGAUUAGUAAAAUUUUAAUUUACUUUUUUAUUCACAAAUAUUUCUCAUUGGUUGUUUGCUUUUGCUUGUAAAGUUAUUAUACAGAACUCAUUAGCAGAUAUAUUGUAUAUGCAUGAACUGUGUGAAGACUCAUUAUACGCACAAGAUGGCAUCUUUAACCCUUAAACUGUCCAAACAUAGAUCUACGUUCACGUGCGUAGCGCUCUGAACGUACAUCUAUCCUUUUUUUUACAUGCUUUCAAAUGUAAAAAAAAAACGUAAAUCUAUGUUCGGAGCACUACGGACAUGAACGUAGAUCUACGUUUGGACAGUUUAAGGGUUAACAAAGGCAGACAAGUUACGGAAAAUGCUUAGAUUGGGGCAUAUAUUUGCAGAGGUGAGGAACCUUUUUAUGUUGAAGGCAGCAAUAAAGUUAGCUGUGAUGUAAUAAGGCUGCAUUCAAGAAAUUUUGUUUAUACUGCAAAAUGUGCUAUUUUGUAAAAAGUUAAUUAUUUUAUAAUAACUUCAAGAAAAACAAUUCAUUCAUAAGGCUGCAUUAAUGCUUUAGAAGGCUGCAGGUUCCCCACCCCUGGUAUAGAGCUUUAUUAUGUCUUGACUUGAACUCUACAUAGAGUAAAUAUUGUUCUAUUAUGGGGUUGUUUUGCAGUUUGUCUGUUUUCAUACUUUUUGGCCAUGUACCAUGUCAUUCUAGGAGUCUCUAAUGAAUUAUUUAUGAAAUGUUGGAGCUUAAGUGUUAUGACCAGAAGUUUUUAUGUAUAUUUUUAAUAUUUGGUGUCUUCUCACAGCACAGUAAGGUUGGCUUAUUCAAUCUUUAUGCUCCAUAAUCUUUAGAAAUGAGGUCCUUUGAUGCUGGUAAAAGGUUCAUGACCCAAGGACUUGAAGCUACCCUCUUCCUCACUGGAUCUAACCUUAUUUGGUGUUAUAUGACCCUUAUGGGUUUAGCACUUCAUCAUGAAUAUAAUGUGCCAUAAUAACAUUGAAGAUCUUUUUAAUAAGGUGGUACUUCCAUCCAUGUCUUCCAUCAUCCAUCUUUCUCAUCAUAACAUGAUCUAUAUUUUUACUUAUUCUUGCAAUCCUUUCAAGGAAGGCUGCCUUGAUGCUAGUGGAAGGCUCUUGAUCUUAGGAAUUAGAGCUACCUUUCCCUGUCUUUGGAUCACUCCUUGUGAAAGGCACAAAUGUCAUUACCUGUCUUGGAUCAGAACUGAUGACCUCCCAUUUCUCAGUUGCUGUAUGACCCCUAUGGAUUUAGUGCCUAUUUUCUUAUACUAUAACCAUAAUUACUUCAUAUUUAUUCAUAUUAAGCUUUCCAGAAGUGAUAACACACACAGUGUUCGGAUAUCACAUUCGGUUUUUCAUUUUUCAUUCUACAUUAACUUGAAAAAUUCACUUGUAAUAUCAUGACAUGUACACUGGAUCUGUCCAGAACUCUUGCUUUGCUGUUAUCAGGUCCCUACUUUAAACAAAUAAUGUACUGUAUGAAACCCAAUAUUUUUAUUGGGCAUUCCUUCUAGAGAGAGACUUUUUGUGUCCCCUUCCCUCCCCUAUUCAUUUUUUUUUUUUUUUUUUUUUUUUUUUUUUUUUUUUUUUUUUUUCUUUGGUGGAUUAAAUACAACUUGAAAAUGCUAGUAGGAAUGUCAGUGUAAUUUUUUUUCUUUGUUAUAUUACUAUGAAAUUUUGCUUAAAUUUAGGAGGUCUUAUUAACCCUUUGAGGGUUUUGGUCGUACUAGUACGUCUUACGCGUAGGGGUUUUUGACGUACUAGUACUCAAAUUCUAGCGGCCUCAAAUCUAGUGGGAGAAAGCUGGUAGGCCUUCAUAUGAAAGAAUGGGUCUAUGUGGUCAGUGUGCACAGUCUAAAAAAAAAUCCUGCAGCACACAGUGCAUAAUGAGAAAAAAAAAACUUUGACCAUUUUUUUAAUAAAUCAGCGACUUUGCAGUGUAUUUUCGUAUGGUAUUUAUUGUUGUAUUCUAGUUUUCUUGGUCUCAUUUUAUAGAAUGGAAGACAUAUUACAGAAAUUGAGAUGAUUUUGACUGGUUUUACAAUGAAAGGUGCCUUGAAAUUGAGCUCAAAGUAGCAGAUAUGUUCGAUUUUUACCAAACUUCAAAAGUAAACAAAUCGUGCCAAGCGUGCAAUACACGUCAACUGGUGAGUCUAAUAUUCUUUCACAAGUGCACAAAUAAUAUUUAUACCAUUUUUUACACUAAUGCAGUAGUCUGCAUAACAGUAAAUCUUAUAUUUUUUGUGAGAAUAAAAAUUCAAAGUGGAAAGCAAAAGAAUAUAAGAGGCGCCUUGAGACGUGACUAAUGACUAGAGGAAAUGUCAUUUUAGUGCCAGGAAUGUCUUUCUUGUUUAUUCUGGACUCUAUUCGGAAAUUGGCAUCUUUUGAAAUUUGUGUGAAAUUGGCAAAAUUGCUAAAUUCUGACCACUGUACUGGAUAGUUGAAUUUAUAAAUGGGUGGUUUCUUGCACCCAUUCGAUAGAAAAAAAUGGAGUUCUAGCGAAAUAUUCAUGUUUUUUGUCGACUAGUACAGUGAAAUUGGCCGAAAAUGGGGCUCAAAGUGGGCAAAAUCGCCGAUGCGUAAACAUCGCCGAGACCACUAACUUUGCGAGAGCAUAAUUCCGUAAGUUUUCUAUCAAAUUUCAAACUUUUGGUGUCUUUAUGA